CAGCCGGGACAAAAGCCCCCACAUUCCCCUCAGCCCUCCCCCCAAUUCCCUUGGGGUGAUACUGAGACACAUUCCAUUAAUUUUAUUUCUGAAAGGCCUUUGGAGGGAAGAAGGGUCUCCUUUUUGUGUGGGGCUCUCUCUGCUCUCCCUCUCUCUUCUUUGGCCUCCUUUUAACCCCAGAUAAUCCAUGGCUGGUUUGAGUAGGGGACUAGGUGCCUGUGUUUGUGUCUUGAGGAGUGUGUGUGAGUUGAAAAACAGUGGGGCAUAUUCGCUUUUUACAGCCUCCCACCCUCUGCCCCUCAGCUGGGUGCAGCGCUCUGCCCUGUGCCAAGUCUAGACUCGGCUCCUGUCUUCUCAUCGCGCUGACAUUUCUACUUGUUGAUCUCAUCCACUGAUUCCCCUCCCCCACCUUGUUUCCUGGGAACGCUGCCCACCCGGGAGACCCUCCAAACCUGAUUCUUGAGACUGAUUAUGUAAGGGGGGGGGACUUCUGCCCAUCUUUUUGCCUACCCUUUAUCCCUUCCCCAAAGGGACAGCAGGCAAGGGCUUCAGAAGUUGUGGUCCUUUGUGCCCCCUGUGUUUGGUAGCUGAGGGAGGAGCAUGAUUUGCUGCAUUUUGGGUAGCCCCCUGUAUGCCAGGGCUGUGGGGUUCAUCUUGCUAGGGAGGAAGGGAAGGGGCUCCAGGCUAAGUAACUCAGAACAAAGAGUUGGGAGAUGGCUGGCACCCUGUCUGGCUUGAAAUUUAUCUGCAGGGGAAACGGAGCGGCUUCACCUCACAUCUGGGUGUGUUUGAAGUAGUGGGUCUGCUUGGGGUGGGUGUGUGUGUGCGCGCGUGAGAGUUCUUUAUUUAGUCAUACAAUUUAUUUAUACCACCGCCUUCCCUAGUUUCAGAGGAAGUGGUUGGGGACCGGAGUCUGAGAGCUUAUUAAUUGCUUAACUAUUAGUAGCUGUACAGUCUGUGGAAGCACUUCCUUCAUCCCUGUGUUCCUUGCAGCUACCCUAUGAAGGAGGUAUCAUCAUCACCUCUUGUCUUACCAAAGGGCUCACCGGGCCAUAAGCACAAAAGGGUAACUUGCCCCCAGUCACACAGCUCAGCAGUGGGGAUGGUGGAUUUUAAACCCAGAUCUUUGUGUAAAUCCCAGGCUCUUUCUGCUGUUGGCUCUGGUAAAUAGAGUGCAGGUAUUUGGGGAUGAGGAUGGCGGAUGAGAGGGCUCUAGUGUCUGUCUGGAUCUAAUCCAUGGCUCUUCUUUGUCCUUUACUUCACCCCCUCCCCUUUCUCCCCUGCCCAAUCUGUCGGUCUCAGAGCCUCCUGGCGAAGUUCAGUUUUUAAGAGGACAACUAGAAAGAAUAGGUGGGAACCACAUCAAAAAGUAGUGCAGCCAUGCCUGUCUGAACCGCGUGGAGGAGUAAACCAGUAGAGUGGGUUCCCAGAGGAGGGGUAGAGGAACCCGGCGUGUAGUUUGUACACAGAGGGGUGAACAUGGGGUGGGCCCUGUUUGUGGCCUCGUUUUAGAGAGGUUCAGGUUUGGGUUGAGGUAUAUCUGUCCCCAAAGUAUGUCUAUCACAUAUUGCUUUGAUGUGGGGGUAUUGAUAUCGCUGGCUCAUGGACUGACUCUGUUAGGAGGAGAAGUGAAUAGAUUUCACAUUGAUUCUUAUCUCCCCACAACGGCAGUUUCCCUGACAGUCAGACAAGCGUAUUUGUUUACUUAGGUGGGUAUCGGUUGCUUGCUCUGUACCCGCAAGGAGGGGAGAUGUCUGCAAAUAUGUGUGACUUAUCCAGCUCAUUCUCCAGUGGUUGGUGAUUUAAAGUGGUUGGAAAGAAGAUAAUUCCACAAAGCAAAUCUGUUUCAGUGCGUAAAACAAUGGACUUCUUGGCCACCUUGGACCUGGUUGUGUUUAUUCCUCCCUGGAAUUCCACUUGUCUUACUGGUGGUCUUGAGAUUACACUCGACUGGCCUCUGGUCUCCCCUUCUCAGCCUCUUUGCUGGAUUCCCUCACUCACGUGCAGUGUGGAGUUCUUGAAUCCAAUGACACAGUCUGCUCCUGAGCUCGGUGCCGUGUCUCUCUGCCUGUUGCCCGUACCUCCAGCUCAGACGCCAGCUCACUGGAUGCCCAGCUGUCCAUUCCUCACAGCCAUGAGCUUCAAUGCGCGGAGAACAGUACUCACAGCCCUCUCCUCUCCAAGCUUGCUCCUCCCCACACAUGCUCCUUCACAAACAGGAUCGUCCCCAAUUCUCUGCCUCACCAGAGACCCAGUACCUUCUCCCUUGCUCAGGCUAGGUUUUUUUUUUUUUUAAAUUAUUUUGAUUGCAUUUUACUUACUUACUUUGUGUGUUACUUUGUGUGCUUGACUGCGUGUUUUUGUUGCUCCUCACCCCCUCAGCCAGCCUUUGAUUGGUUCUGUGAGUCAGUCCAUUUCUUACCUCUUCCUUGGUUCUGGUGGGCCAAGUCUUCGUGCCGAGGACCUCCUCACUGCUCUCUCCGUUUCGGCUUUUUCUUCUUUCCAACCCAAAUCUGCACAGCUAAAGAGGCUUCCUGAUAACCCUCGAGUAAACCCCGACCUUCCCAUUGCCUCCCGCUGUUCCUGUCAGCCGCUCUGCUCUGGUCCUCGGUUGGCGGUUGGUGGUUCUUUAAAUAUACCAGCCCUUUCUUGACUUGGCCUUCUCUCGUGUGGUGUUAUUCCUUCCUCUCCUGGGGCCUUUUCUCCCUCUCUUGGGCAUCUGUUUGAGUGUCGUGUCCUGCGCCCCCCAGUUUCCAGACACUCAGUUUAAAGUUCCUCCGUGGGGCUGGAGAUGUAGCUAGCUCAAUGGUAGAAUGCUUGCUUAGAACAUCCCCAAUACAUUUGCCUGUUGUCUACCGUCUUGUUCCCUUCCUUCCCCACGCUGACACGGCUGCUUGGGUUUAUUGGCUUUAGCUGCUCAGUGUGCAUCUUCCCCUAGACCGUAAACCCAGAGUCAGUUACACCACAACACCCAGGGCAUAGCAAAGUGUGUAGUUCCAAGUCGGUGAGUUUGAGAGGUUUGCUCCAUCCGUGAGUGAAGGCAGGAGGUGCCCAGGGCACGGUGAUGACUUCAGUUAGUGUUGCCAGCAGCAUCCGUGGAGAAGAUGACCUCGGUUGCUGGAGUAGCUGGUGCUUUUUUGUGAGAGUUGGGGCUGGGCUCUGAAGGAUGGGGGGGUGGCACUUGGAAAAUCGGGGAGGAGGUGCCACCCUCUGCUGCAGAGUUAGUCGUGCAGGGUAGAUGAAGGAGGCUGCCCAUCAGCCCAAAGUGGAGAUCGACUUUCCAUCUUGCAUGUCCAGAGAGUUUAGGCGUUUUGGAGGAUGCUUCUGUUUGUUUUUUACUUCACUGUGUUGUCAGUCUCCAUCCCCCAUCUACCCAUCAAUGAGAGAGAGAGAGAGAGAGAGAGAGAGAGAGAGAGAGAGAGAGAGAGAGAGAGAUUAUGUUUGUGAGCUUGUACAUACAUGCACGUGUUGCUAAGUCUCCCUUUUCCUGGCUGAGAAUAGGAAAGUACUGCCUUGAUUCUUCCCAGUGGGGCAUCCAAGCUGGGUUAUUCUGGGUGACCUUCUUGCCCUGGAAGCCUGUGCUGACAUUUGCCCCAGCCCUGAAUACUAGACACACUGGGGGUGGAGGGUCUUUCUAGCUGGCAGAGCAGGAGGAGCUGAGGCCAUUGGACAGAACAGGAACCCAAAAUGAGGUAUCCUCAGGGAUCGUCGCUUGAAUUUCUCUGAGAUAAGCCCAACUCGUCCAGCAAAAUAGAGUCCCUCAGGGUGACGGUUGACUUCCUAAAGGUGCCUCUUGGCCUGAAGAAGCCUGUGCUGAAGGAGGUGGCUGUGGGGCCCCCCAAGAGGCCCCAGCCCGCGGCCCUGGAGCGCUACAAGGCACGGCGUUCAGACGCCAUGGACACCGAGUCCCAGUACUCGGGCUAUUCUUAUAAGUCGGGCCAUUCCCGCAGCUCCCGAAAGCAUCGGGACCGGCGGGACCGACACCGCUCUAAGAGCCGGGAUGGGAGCCGUGGAGAUAAAUCGGUGACGAUCCAGGCUCCAGGAGAGCCCCUGCUGGACAAUGAGUCCACUAGGGGAGAUGAGCGGGACGACAACUGGGGAGAAACCACAACCGUUGUCACAGGCACCUCUGAGCACAGCAUCUCCCACGAUGACCUCACGCGCAUCGCCAAGGACAUGGAGGACAGCGUCCCGCUGGAUUGUUCGCGCCACUUGGGCGUGGCGGCGGGGGCCACGCUGGCGCUGCUCUCUUUCCUCACCCCACUGGCUUUCCUGCUUCUGCCUCCGCUGCUGUGGCGGGAGGAGCUGGAGCCAUGUGGGACAGCCUGUGAGGGCCUCUUCAUCUCUGUGGCCUUCAAGCUGCUCAUCCUGCUGCUGGGCAGCUGGGCUCUGUUCUUCCGCCGGCCCAAGGCCUCGCUGCCCCGAGUCUUCGUGUUGCGCGCCUUGCUCAUGGUGCUCGUCUUCCUGCUGGUUAUCUCCUACUGGCUCUUCUACGGCGUGCGCAUCUUGGAUGCCCGGGAGCGCAGCUACCAGGGCGUGGUGCAGUUUGCCGUUUCGCUAGUGGACGCCCUGCUCUUCGUGCACUACCUGGCUGUGGUUCUGCUGGAGCUACGCCAGCUCCAGCCCCAGUUCACGCUCAAGGUCGUGCGAUCGACGGACGGGGCCAGCCGCUUCUACAAUGUCGGCCAUCUCAGCAUCCAGCGAGUGGCAGUGUGGAUCCUGGAGAAGUAUUACCAUGACUUCCCUGUCUACAACCCCGCCCUCCUCAACCUGCCCAAGUCCGUCCUGGCCAAGAAAGUGUCUGGCUUCAAGGUGUAUUCUCUCGGAGAGGAAAACAGCACCAAUAACUCCACUGGCCAGUCAAGGGCUGUGAUUGCGGCAGCGGCGCGGAGGCGGGACAACAGCCACAACGAGUAUUACUACGAGGAGGCCGAGCAUGAGCGCAGAGUGCGCAAGCGCAGGGCCAGGCUCGUGGUGGCGGUGGAGGAGGCCUUCACUCACAUUAAGCGGCUGCAGGAAGAGGAGCAGAAGAACCCCAGGGAGGUGAUGGAUCCCCGGGAAGCAGCCCAAGCCAUCUUUGCAUCCAUGGCCCGUGCCAUGCAGAAGUACCUUCGGACCACCAAGCAGCAGCCUUACCACACCAUGGAGAGCAUCCUGCAGCACCUGGAAUUCUGCAUCACUCACGACAUGACACCCAAGGCCUUUCUGGAGCGAUACUUGGCAGCUGGACCUACCAUCCAGUACCACAAGGAACGUUGGCUGGCCAAACAGUGGACCUUGGUGAGCGAGGAGCCGGUGACCAACGGGCUUAAGGAUGGCAUCGUUUUCCUCUUAAAACGCCAGGACUUCAGCCUGGUGGUGAGCACCAAGAAGGUGCCCUUCUUCAAACUCUCUGAGGAAUUUGUGGAUCCCAAGUCACAUAAGUUUGUCAUGCGGCUGCAGUCGGAGACCUCCGUGUGACUUUGCGACGGCAGGGGAGGGGGAUGUGGGGGUUUCUGCGGAGUGGGGAGUGGCUUGGAUCUCGGGCCCCGUCACGUGUCUGCCACCCUCCUUCCUCUCGCUCUUGCUUUUGUUUUUUGUUUUUUUUUUUUACUUGAAUUAACUUAUCCUGUAUCUGGUCUCCACCCCUCUUCCUCAGUUUCCCCAUGUAAAUCUGGAGAGACCACCUUGCUUUAACAAUAUCUGGGAACCACCCUGCUCCCCACCCCCAAGUUUGUAUCACUCCAGGCUCUGCAGGAAACAGUGCCUCCUACCCCGUUCGUCCCCUGGGUGGAAGUCCCUCCUCAAAGGGCGCGCGUGCAGGGCCUUGAUUGUACCCUAACCCAGAGCUCCCACUUAAUAGACCUAAGUUCGCAGAGCCCUGCUCUCCAGUGGCCUCUAAUAGGGGUUCUCUGGGGGGGGGGCAGGGGCGGCACAGCUUUGAUCCUAGAGAGCCAUGGUGCCAAACUCCUGCGGGACAGCAGCUAGCCCUAUUCCUUGUCCCCACCCAUAGCCCCGAGUCCCCGGGCAAGGAUGCACCCGUGACAGUAGUCCCAGAGUUAGGAAUCUCCCUGCAGUGUUACUUGCUUCCCACUGUUACAGCUGUGCUUUCCUGGUCCACACACAUACACAGAACAAGCAGGGAGCCCCACCUGCCCCCCCAGGAGUCUUCACUGCUGUUCCUGACCUGUGUGAUCACAUGAUCAUAGGCAAACUGAGGUGGAACCUCUUUGACCACUUGACCAGGGCUGUGGGGGAGGUCCCAGUAUUUCCUGAGGGGAAGGGCGGGAGAGACCCCUGAGGUUGGAGAGACCCUUGUCAUUGACCCCCCCCCCCAUCCCUCUGAACCCAUUGACCUUUACCCCUCUGAGCUGUUCAUUCCCACCCUUACCUGUGAAGGAUGCAUGUCAACUUCUGUCGGGACUUUAUGACGUGCAGACCCUGACCAACCCUAUGGUCUUAAGACAUUUUUCUUCUCUGCACCAGCUACCCCAAUCCUGUUGACUUGCAGCUCUAGAGACCUGUGGCCUCAUCUCUUCUUAGGGGAGGGCCCAGCAGCUCCUUCUCAUCCCCUGCCUUAAGUCCAGUUCUUUGCCUCAGGGGUCUCUUUUCCAUGGCCUUCCAGGGUCCCAUCCUCUUCUCUCCCUGCCUCGCUUUCUAGGCUCCAUAUUGGGGCGAGGGACCAGGAUUCCUGCCUUUUAUGGGUCUUAGCUCCUCACCCCAUUUUAACUAACAUAGCCUUUGCACCGAAUCUGACUCUCAGUAAUUUAAAGCUCAUUUUGAGCAGGAUUCACUAACCCUCAAAUGGAUAUUUUCAGAGCAAAUUUGAACCUUUAAAUUAGACGCCUUUAAAUCAUUUUUUUUUUAUCACAAGGAAUAGACAUAGAAAAUACCCACAUCCAUCCCUCCGGCGUCCGUGUGGAGGAUGGUUCUGAUGGCUGGGAUGGAGCUGGGCUCCUGGGCCACUUCUCUAAACAACUCCCAAAGCCCCUGCGUAGGUCCUUCACUUCCCUGGAAAUUUUGCUGGCAUUUUCUGUGCAAAGCACAAACUGAGAUGAGGUACCCAUUGACCCCGCUGUGAGGCUGUGGGAUCCACAGCCCACCCACCCCUUACAAAGGGGCUCAUCCGUUAGUGCUUACUUUGUUCCCACAGGGAUGGGCUUUUGGAGCUGACUUAGGCAGGGCCCUCGGAGUUAACCUCCAGGCUGUGGUAGAGGUUCCUGGAUAGACUCCAGUGAAAUUAGUUUGUACUUGGGUCAUAGGAAGGUAUCUUUUCUUUAAAAAAAAAAAAUCAGGUUUCAGAGGAGUCCUUUUUGGGUCACAUAAAUACCUCACUAUCCUGGAAAGCCAGGCCUGGAUGGUGAUUGGGGUCGCUGCCUUUAUGGGCAAGAAUGGGGUGUGGUGUUGGUUUGAGCAGUGGGUGGGGGAGGGCAGAAGGAAAAUGUUUGGGAUCUUAGUUGAUGCCCUAGGUUAGGGGCACAGGAGUGUUUAUUUUAAGAACCUGCCAUGUUUUUUAAUCACUGUGAUACUUUCAUUCCUUUUCCCUAAAACGAAAAGAAAAAGUUUCCCUGACUCUGUCUAAGCACUAAGGGCUGUGACUAAGAUGGUAGCGUUUUGGUCCUUUGUGUCAGAACUGUGGUAUCUUUGUCUACUUUGGUUGUUAUUAUUUUUUAAAAUGUCAGGAUGAAUUGUCAAGUGUAUAGCUCUGUGUGUGUGUGUGUGUGUGUGUGUGUGUGUGAGAGAGAGAGAGAGAGAGAGAGAGAGGAGAGGUGUAUCUGUGCCUGUGUGUUUAUCUCUGUGUGUCUGUGUGUCUGUGUGUCUGUGUGUCUUUUGCUUCUCCAGAAUAAGAAGUUGUCUUCAUGCUGUGACCUGCUAUGGGUGGGCAGCUGACUCAGUCCCUCUGGGCAGUUUCCCCUCCAAUCCUGUCCCCACUCACUUGGUUUCUAUUCUUCCGCCGUAGGAAUGUGCCUACCCAGCCCAACACCGUCACCAUAGGGGAUGCUGUGCUGGGCUACUUCAGUGCGCCUGUUUCUCUGUCUGUGUGGCAUCCUAGCUCAUCCCCACUGCACAACUUGGCCUUUGUUUUCAUGACCUUGGAGUGCUUACCUCUCUUCCCUCCACACCAGGACACCGUGCCUCAGUCCUUCACCUACCUCGCCACUCUGUCGCUGUCCCCAUUGGCCCCUUUCUGGUGUCUCCUAAGUAUGUGUUCUUGCUCUGUUUUUAUUUAUGUCCCUGCAGUCUCCCUCUCACGUCUUCCUGCCUCCUUCCAUCUCUUCCCUUAUGCUUUUCCUCCUAGCCUCCACAGCAUCCCCACUGUAAACCCCGAUUAGCGGCAAGGAGGCGGGAUUCCUGGGAGGUCCGCACUCCAGAUGUCUGUGUCCUGGGUUUGUGCUUUUCCUCUUGGUUGGGCCUCGCUUUGCCUUGUCCCUUCCUGGUGUCUGUCAGUCUCUUUUCCCUCCCUGUUCUCCCCAUGGGGCAACAUCUGCUGAUGGAUUCCGUUCUGAUGUGUGGUUGUUGUGAUUUGUUCUUCUGUGUGCAGAAGGAAGGGACUUCUUGAAUCUCUUCCAAGUGAGAUUGUGUAAAUGUAGAAUUUUCCAUUGUUGAAUCUAGAUUUUUUUAUUCCCUCUCCCCCAUUUCCUUUUUUCUUUCUUUUUUAAAAAAAUCUUAUCUUCUUUCUUUCUCUUUCUUUUCUUUACUUUUUUUUUUUUUGGUUACAGAGCUGAGACCUUGUGCAUGCAUGUAGAAAAUUGUAAAAUGUAAAUUUUUUUUAAUAUAUAAAAAGCUUGUUUUUACCGUUUGCAGUGGAUUAAACAUUAUGGCAAUUUUAGGGAUUUUUUUUCUUAAACAUAGGAACUAAAACUGUACAAAUUUUUUUUAUAUAUAAAAUAAAGACAUUUGACUUUUG
Molecule: messenger RNA, 8887 nt
Organism: Peromyscus maniculatus bairdii (prairie deer mouse)
Lineage: Eukaryota; Metazoa; Chordata; Mammalia; Rodentia; Cricetidae
Gene: Vangl2
Product: VANGL planar cell polarity protein 2
Biological process (GO): multicellular organism development
Cellular component (GO): membrane
Source: RefSeq, a predicted model, not a curated record